GUCUGUGAGAAGCUGUAGGAAGUGUGGAGAGCUCCCUGUAAAUUAAUUUCUACGUUCGUGGGUGCAUUUUUGUGUUUCCCACUGAAAUAUUCGUGCGCCCGGUGAGUUUUAUCGUAACAGUGUCUGGGGUUCUGGAGCGUACUUUAGAGCCCAGAGGAGAAGAUGUCUGCUGAGGAGACGGAUACAACAGCCACCACUGAUGCGAAUGCAGGGGACGAGGAGGAGGAAUGGCUUUACGGGGAUGAAGGUGAAAGCAAAGAAACUGAAGAAGAGGAGGCCAAACUUACAGCGGCCAUUAGUGGUGGUGGAGCCGCCUCUGCUCCUUCUGACAGCGAGGAGGUCCCCGCCAACAGCGUCACCACCCCGACCACCACUGGAAAUGGAGUGGACAGUCAGGAAACCAGCCAGACCCCUGAGGAAACACCUGGAGAUGACGAAGACAGUGAUAGUGACAGCGAUGACGAUGAUGAUGAUGUACGCGUCACAAUCGGAGAUAUCAAAACCGGAGCGCCACAGUACACGGCAUAUGCAGCUCCAGUGAAUCUGAAUAUAAAAACAGCUGGCAGAGCAUAUGGAGCAGUAGGUAGUAAGGUGAAAGGUGUCGACCUUGAUGCUCCGGGCAGCAUCAAUGGAGUUCCAGUCCAGGAAGUGGACAUGGAGUCCUUUGAGGAGAAACCAUGGAGAAAACCAGGUGCGGACUUGUCUGACUAUUUUAACUACGGUUUUAAUGAGGAAACAUGGAAAGCGUACUGUGAAAAGCAGAAGAGAUUACGGAUGGGCCUCGACGUUCCCAGCAUGGGGUCCACUACCAGCAAGAUCUCAGUUCAGCAGGGUCGCACAGGUAACACUGAGAAAGAGAUCACAAUACAGGCUCAUACGUCUAAAACCGACUUCUGCUCUCCGUCCACAAUGUAUAAAACAGGACUCAAUCAAUCCAGGAUAUCCCCUCCACAUUGGGCGGGGCCUGCUCCUCAAGAAAUGUCCUAUUAUUCGAAGCCGAGCGGGACCAUAGAUGUGAUCGGUGGACAGACUGCAACCAUUAGCAGAGUGGAAGGACGACGUCGCCACAAUCUGGAGGGUAAUAACAUCCAGGUGAUCUCUGACCACACGACCACAGAGGCAGAACCCACAGUGGUUAAGAUGCCUCCUCCUUUCUUUCCCCCUGGGCAUCCCCCCCCCAACAUGCCACCACCUCCAUUCCUCCCUCCUCCUGUUAGUCAGGCUCCGCCUCUAAUCCCGCCUCCACGGAUGCCAAUCACAGUUCCUCCACCCAAUUUCCCCCCUCCCACAGGUGGACCCCCACCAUCACUUAUUCCUACUUUGGACAACAGUGGACAUCCAGGAGGAUAUGACGGACGUCCUGUCCCUCACUUCCCAUUUCCUACAGGUGGGUUCCCGCCACCAAUGCAAGGAGCUGUUAACCCCUGGCCUGGUAUGAUGGACAACUCAAAGCCGUGGGACUACUACCCUAGACGAGACAAAGAGAGGGAGAAAGAACGGGAGCGGGAGAGACCGAGGGAACGAGUCCACGACAGAGAACAUAGUCCCUCCUCUGUGGCUUAUAACAGUGAUGAAGAGCGGUAUCGUUACCGUGAAUACGGGGACAGAGGGUACGAGAGGCAUCGGGAGCGAUCGAGCCGUGAAAAGGAAGAGCGUCAUAGGGAGAGACGACACAGAGAGAAAGAAGAGGGUAGACACAAGUCGUCACGGAGCAGUAGCAGGAGAAGACAUGACAGUGAAGAAGGCGACAGUCACCGGCGCCACAAGCACAAGAAGUCCAAGAGGAGCAAGGAGGGCAAGGAGCCCAGCGAGGAACGUCCUGGUGAUCAGGAGAACCAGGAGACCAUGGAGUAACUUUCCUCUCUGCUCUCUCUCCUUUUCAUCAGAGCUCUUGUCAACCAAAUCAUGCUAAAUGAAACUAUAAUCCAGUUGACCUUCCUUUUGUUACUUAAUGUUCAUGUUCUGUUGUUUUCCAGUCCAGUUGUACCAUGUAGAUGUUGAUUUGUUGGAUUAAAAAAGAGCAUUUUGGUAA
This is a messenger RNA of Triplophysa dalaica, 2032 nucleotides long. It is a transcript of the gene fip1l1b, whose product is annotated as FIP1 like 1b (S. cerevisiae). Bases 163 to 1854 code for a protein of 563 amino acids. The record is from RefSeq and is a predicted model, not a curated record. NCBI's taxonomy places the organism in Eukaryota, Metazoa, Chordata, Actinopteri, Cypriniformes, Nemacheilidae. Gene Ontology annotation, cellular component: mRNA cleavage and polyadenylation specificity factor complex. The transcript is spliced from 17 exons. Gene Ontology annotation, molecular function: RNA binding.